Clarias gariepinus (North African catfish) is the source of this 3149-nucleotide messenger RNA. It is a transcript of the gene bmal2, whose product is annotated as basic helix-loop-helix ARNT like 2. The coding region runs from base 229 to 2130 and encodes 633 amino acids. The transcript is spliced from 17 exons. NCBI's taxonomy places the organism in Eukaryota, Metazoa, Chordata, Actinopteri, Siluriformes, Clariidae. Gene Ontology annotation, biological process: regulation of transcription by RNA polymerase II. Gene Ontology annotation, molecular function: protein dimerization activity; RNA polymerase II cis-regulatory region sequence-specific DNA binding; DNA-binding transcription factor activity, RNA polymerase II-specific. The record is from RefSeq and is a predicted model, not a curated record. Gene Ontology annotation, cellular component: cytoplasm; aryl hydrocarbon receptor complex; transcription regulator complex.
CCGAGUGCGCUCGUUUUCACGCAUGACAUUUCCUCUUCCGACUAAUUUAGGUGACAGAAGGAGAAGCAAAAAAAAAAAAGAAAGCCAACAACAACAAGGCAAGUCGUACAAAGGUUGGUUGCCCUCCCGCCCCCAUCUCUCACCCCCCCUCCACCCUAUCGAGCGUUUAUUACCGCCUACUCCUCCACAUGCAUCCGAGCGCUGGGCCCCGGCGGACCGGCUCCAGCCAUGUCGGCGAGCGAGGCAGCGGCGGCCGGCGGUGACGGAGCCCCCGGGGGAGAGACAGGAGAUGCGUUGGAGGAGGGUCUCCAGAGCCGCUCUGUCUCUGCUUCCAGUCUGGUGACCCCCAUUUCAGCUGCUGCCAUGGCAUCGGGCAUGGAGCUGCCCAGGAAACGAAAGGGCAGCACCGACAAGGAAACAAAAUCAGUAUCAGUGCUGGAUGAAGACAUGGAGGAUGAACAGGAAAGGUCAGAAGGGGAUGACCCACAUGUGAAAAUGAAGUGUUUCAGGGAACCUCACAGCCAAAUUGAGAAAAGGCGACGGGACAAGAUGAAUAACCUGAUCGACGAGCUGUCAGCCAUGAUUCCCACGUGUAACCCCAUGUCCCGCAAGCUCGACAAACUCACUGUGCUGCGCAUGGCUGUGCAACACCUCAAGUCACUCAAAGGUGCCACUAGUUCCUUUGCCGAAGCCAACUACAAGCCUUCGUUCCUUCCGGAUGAUGAGCUCAAGCACCUUGUUCUCAGGGCUGCGGAUGGAUUCCUGUUUGUGGUUGGAUGUGACCGAGGGAAGAUAGUAUUUGUUUCAGAAUCUGUUUCAAAGAUUUUAAACUAUACUCGGCCAGAGCUGAUUGGCCAGAGUUUGUUUGACUAUGUUCAUCCAAAGGACAUAGGAAAAGUAAAGGAGCAGCUCUCAGCGUCUGAACUCUACCCUCGGGAACGGCUUAUAGACGCCAAAACGGGACUCCAGGUCCAAGCUGAUCUGCCUGUAGGAGCCACUCGACUCUGUUCAGGAGCUCGGCGUUCUUUUUUCUGUCGAAUGAAGUGCAACAAAGUUGCUGUUAAAGAAGAAAAAGACUUCCAGCCCAGCUCAUCAAAAAAAAAAGAAUCGCAGCGUUAUUGCACAGUUCACUGCACCGGCUAUAUGCGCACUUGGCCCACCAGUCAGCUCGGAGCAGAGGGUGAGGCCGAGGCCGAAAAGGAGAGCUCGCACUUCAGCUGCCUUGUAGCCGUGGGCCGCGUGCACCCUCAUACCCUCCCGCAGGCCAACGGAGAGGUCAAGGUCAAGCCCACAGAGUUCAUCACUCGCUGUGCCAUGGAUGGCAAAUUCACAUUUGUGGAUCAACGAGCCACCACCAUACUUGGAUAUCUACCACAGGAGCUUCUAGGCACAUCCUGCUAUGAAUACUUUCAUCAAGACGACUUGCCUCAUUUAGCAGACAGACACCGAAAAGUGUUAAGAAGUAAAGAGAAGAUCGAGACAAAUUGCUACAAGUUCAAAACAAAAUAUGGCUCUUUUGUCACCUUGCAAAGUCAGUGGUUUAGUUUUAUAAAUCCCUGGACCAAAGAAGUGGAAUAUAUAGUGUCAACAAACACAGUCAUAUCUGAUAAGAGCACUUCCAGUGGAUCACGAGACAAGUCAGAACACCCCAUAGAUUCCAAAGCUUCUGAAGAGGAUGCAAAAAAAUCCCUUCCCAUCAUCCCAGGCAUCUCGAAUGCUUCAGGGACCAUGAUUUAUGCUGGUAGCAUCGGAACACAAAUAGCUAAUGAGCUACUGGAUUUUAAUAGGAUGAAUUCUUCCCCGUCUAGUGGCAAUGUCAGCCCUUUCAGCCUGCUGCAGGACAAAUCUCCACUGGUUCUCUCUCAAGCCAGCAGCAAUGUGCCAAAUGGGGAGGUGACAGAAACGCACGUGCCCAGCAAAUCGAGCUCGGAGGAAGACUCGCGUACUGGAUCCUUUACUGGAAGUGAAAAUGUCAUGGAGGGACCGUCGCAGUUAGAUCUGGAAGGAGUCCCAGGGCUGGGAAGUCUAAGCAGCGACGAGGCAGCUAUGGCAGUCAUAAUGAGCCUGUUGGAAACUGAUGCCAACCUAGGAGAGGGCGUGAACUUUGACGAGAUGCGCUGGUCUCUCUAACGUCCCAGCUCCAAUGUCUUUCCUUGAUUUUAAUGAUUUUUGUCUUUUUUUUUUUUUUUUAAAGACCAGUUUCUUCGGGGAUGUUUUUUAAGCACAUUUUUGUCACUGAGCCCAAGAUCAUGAGUGCAAGUGAGGGGUAUGCAGGGGUGCAGCAAAAGACACUUGCAAUGUCUCUUGGGUCAGUGGUUCCCAACCCUGGUCCUGGAGGACCCCCUGCCCUGCACAUUUUUGUGUUUUCCCUGCUCUACCACACACACACUUCUAUUCAGUACAGCCUGUUUAAUAGUUAAUUAGUUAAUAUAGCUGAGGAAAUAUUAAAACGCACCAAACAGGGGGUCCUGUAGGACCAGGGUCGUGAACCAUUGUCUUGGAUUAUACCCUUUAUUUGUGUUCCCUAUGUACAUCUUCCAGAUGAAUGAAGAGGAGAAGGGUGUGUAUGUAAAGAAACUGCGUACCAUAAGCAAUGACCAUAUUUUUAUUGGUCUUCGGCUGUGAGGACAAUAAUUGACUGGGUUAAGGGGAGCAUGUCUCAUCAAGCCAUAAAUGUGUUCCCAGAUAGUUAGCUUUUAAUUUACUAAACGUGAUGGUUUUAGAAGGAAUUUAAAUAUUAAAAAUUUUCAGGACCCUGUAUCCCAAAAAAAGGGAAACCCAGAUUGCCAGAAGUGAUAUUUUAAACAACAAGCAUCAUGGAGAUCAAAAAUAUUUUUUUGAGCUCUGUAUCGUACAGAAGCACUGAAAUGCAAGUUGUAAAAAAAUAUUCAAGUGCCAUGUCAUUAUUUUAAUAAUAUCUCAUUAUUUCUCAUUAUUUAAUGUUAAGUAUAUUAGCCCACAAUCUAUAAAUUAGAUUUAAUAAAUGCAAUAAGUAAGUUUAGGUCUCCUAAUUUGACAAGCGCAAUUCCAAGAGUCCUGAUGUGAGUAUAACAGCAGACCACUUGUAUAUCGCUUUCACUGGAUGCAUCACUGUGUUCGCUACCUGAAAAUAUAAAUCACAAUGGGUGUGAUAUUUAGUAUAAUUAAAC